Molecule: messenger RNA, 1334 nt
Organism: Coregonus sp. 'balchen'
Lineage: Eukaryota; Metazoa; Chordata; Actinopteri; Salmoniformes; Salmonidae
Source: the annotation of a GenBank genome assembly
AUGAGGGGUGGCCAGGACCAAUGGUUAGUAGACUGGCAACGUCGAGCACCGGAGAGGGGGAGCGGGAGUAGACGUGACAGUCAUCUCCCAUCUUCCUGCUCCUCACUGGAGUGUUCAAACGCCUCUGUAGUGAAAGCUAAACCUGAAGACCCUCGACUGUCUGUUAAACUGAACGAUGAGAGAACCUGUGUGGAUCUGGAGAUCUCCUCUGCUGAAGUGGCAGACUCUGCUCUGUACUACUAUGCCUGGAGCCCCAGUGACAGGAAACCCAGACACACUAUACAAAAUCGAAAUGAAAACACUGAACCUCCCCUAAGAGAAAAAUGUUCAUUAUUAGGUUCUUAAAUAGACAAAACAUAUACAUGUAGGCGGGAAAAUGAACGUGAAUUAUUUUCAAUAAACAAUAAUAUAAGUUGAAACAAAUGAAAAAGUGAUAGAAAUUCUUUUGGUUUAAAUUCUAAAUAUGUUGAUAUUUAUACUGUAGAUUCUAGAUAUUAAUAGGAAAACAAAAUAAACUGUAAAUAAGAAUUGCCUCUGUUGAAUAGAUAAAAUUUUUUACAGUAUGCCCUUCAAGAAAUGUUUCCCUAUGACAUCACGUAGACAGAUUCAGGUCCUUUUGUCAACUCUGUUGCCCUAAAAUCAAGAAAAAAAUGAUAAAUACAUAGUUUUAUACAAUAUCCAAUAGCGGGAGACUAAGGUAAUCAUAUUUCAAUGCAGCCCUGCAUUGUGAGGAUGUGACAGUGCAUCAAGCAGCAGCAAGAAGUCUGCUGUUACUUCUGCUCAUCUGACAACUUCUGUAUUUUGGGUGGGGCUUCAAAGGUUUGAGAAGAGAUGGUCCAAUCAAACUAGAAGUAGGAGGAUGUUUGUUAGUAUACAAAAAUCUUGCUGUGAUGUGUGUUAUCAUUUUAACUUCCAGUUUCAGCCACAAUGUCAAUCCUCACAUUUAUUUAGCUUUUAGUACUUGCAUGUAAGUAAUCUACUAUAAUCAGUACUUUUUUAUUGGUGUUAUUUAGAAUCAAAAGUGUUGAUGAGUUGAAAAUAGAUCUAAAACAGAGUAACAAUAGAAGAAUAUCUGGCAGGUGACAGUAAUGGUCAGACCAUUGAGCCAACCAGAGAGGGGGUGUAUGUUCCAGCAGGUACAAUUUUACAUUUUCAUGCACCUACUAUCUGCAGUCUCUCUUCAAUGGUAUCUCCAGGACCCUGGAUCAGCUCCUCAGUAAUCCUGCUUAUCCUGCAUGGUGUUGGGUUUCCAAGGGGCUCCAGAUCUGGAUCCUCGACUGUCAGUCAAACAAAAUGAUGAGAAGAACCGUGUGGAUCUGGAGAUCUCCUUUUGA